Molecule: messenger RNA, 2163 nt
Organism: Cuscuta campestris
Lineage: Eukaryota; Viridiplantae; Streptophyta; Magnoliopsida; Solanales; Convolvulaceae
Source: the annotation of a GenBank genome assembly
AGAGAUAUUUCCUACAACAACUUCUCAUUACAGAGCUCAGGCCCAACGGAAUGCCCUAGUGGAAAUGUUAACUUGCUGGAAGGCUUUUCCUCAUUCGGAAACGUGACCAGAGUUCAUCCAUGCCUCAAACAUAACUUUCCUUGCUUUGACCCGAGGUCUCGGAAGAGUUAUUCCUUGCACAUUAAUUGUGGAGGCAAAGACACAAUUAUAAGCAAUGGUACAAUGUAUGAGGCCGACUUAGAUGACCGGGGUGCUUCAUUGUUCUAUUCAAAACCAAGCUGGGCAUUUAGCAGCACAGGAAACUUCAUGGACAAUGAUGUCACUGGCGAUUCCUAUAUUUAUACUAAUACCUCUGCCCUGCAUAAUCUCACUACUCUUGAUUCUGAGCUCUAUAUGACUGCACGUGGGUCGCCCCUCUCUCUCACUUACUAUGGAUUGUGUAUGAUGAAUGGAAAUUACACUGUCAGACUCCAUUUUGCGGAGAUCAUAUUUACAAAUGAUGGCUCUUUUACUAGCCUCGGGAAGCGUAUCUUUGAUAUCUACUUGCAGGAAAACCUGGUAGUGAAGGAUUUUAACAUUGAGAAAGAGGCAGGAGGACCGGGUAAACCCAUUGUAAAGAUUUUCAAUGUAGCCGUAACAAAUGAGACGCUGAAGAUGCGUUUUUACUGGGGUGGGAAAGGAACAACAGGAAUACCUGAAAGAGGAGUUUAUGGCCCUCUAAUUGCUGCAAUAUCAGUUGACCCCAAUUUCACACCACCGGACGAUGAUAAAAAGAUUCCUGUUGGAGAAAUAGUUGGAAUUCUUGUUGCUGGAGUUGUGACCUUGAUACUUUUGGUAGUAGGCAUUGUCUAUUUGAUGCUCUUAAAGCGAAGAAAAGUAUCUGAGGAGGGAGAUCUUAGGGCCUUGGAUUUACAAGCUGGAAUUUUCACCUUAAGACAGAUCAAAGCUGCAACAAAGAACUUUGAUGAUGGAAACAAGAUUGGGGAGGGUGGUUUUGGUUCAGUUUACAAGGGCCAAUUAUCAGAUGGAACAACAGUUGCCGUGAAGAAGUUAUCAUCAAAAUCAAAGCAAGGAACUAGUGAAUUUCUGAAUGAAAUACGCAUGAUAUCUGCAUUGAAACAUCCAAAUCUUGUCAAAAUAUAUGGGUGUUGUGUUGAAGGCAAUCAACUAAUGCUAAUCUAUGAGUACAUGGAAAACAAUUGUGUAUCCCGCGCUCUAUUUCGAAAAGAUAGUACAAACAAGAUUAAAUUAGACUGGCCUACAAGGAGCAAAAUCUGUUUGGGAAUCGCUAAAGGAUUGGCAUACCUUCAUGAAGAAUCAUGCUUGAAGAUAGUUCAUAGAGACAUCAAGACCAGUAACAUUUUGCUUGACAAGAACCUGAAUGUUAAAAUAUCUGACUUUGGCCUCGCUAAACUUCACGAGGACGAAAAUACCCACAUCAGCACCCGGAUUGCAGGGACCGUAGGAUAUAUGGCUCCUGAGUAUGCGAUGCGUGGCCACCUAACCAACAAAGCAGAUGUCUACAGCUUUGGGGUCGUUGCUCUUGAAAUCGUCAGUGGCAAAAGCAACACCAGCUACAGGCCCAAGGAUGAAUUUGUCUAUCUUCUAGACUGGGCCUAUGUUUUACAAGAGAGGGGCAACAUACUUGAGCUAGUGGAUCCGGAGUUGGGCUCUAACUACGAACCGGAAGAGGUGAUGUUAGUGCUAAAAAUAGCACUCCUAUGUACGAACGCAUCCCCAACGCUGAGGCCUAAAAUGUCUCAAGUGGUGAGCAUGCUGCAAGGACAUACCCUUGUUGAGGACCUGCUUUCAGGCCCAAGUUCCUCCUCCAUUGAUCUGCAAUUCAGGUCGAUGAGGAGGCACUUUUGGCAGAGCCCCAGUGUGGGCACAAAUGGGACGAGGACCUGCUCUAAUGUCUCAUCUGAGAGCAAGGAAGAAACGGUUGCACUUGUAAAAAGUCAGGUUUAACAAGGUACACUAGGCAAGAGAUUACAAAAUGCCAAUCAAUUAAUGACUGUAUAUAGGCAUAUGGGAUUGUGUAGGGAACUCCUGGCUAAGGACCAAAUAUUUAUAGUGCACAGGAGCAUUUUUUAGGAGUUCUUUAUGCAUUAUACCAUUGUAUUCUUUAUUUUGGUUAGAAGUACCACGUACUAGUCCAUUUUU